Trematomus bernacchii (emerald rockcod) is the source of this 5138-nucleotide messenger RNA. RefSeq names its product protein phosphatase 1 regulatory subunit 3E. Gene Ontology annotation, cellular component: protein phosphatase type 1 complex. NCBI's taxonomy places the organism in Eukaryota, Metazoa, Chordata, Actinopteri, Perciformes, Nototheniidae. Gene Ontology annotation, biological process: regulation of glycogen biosynthetic process. Gene Ontology annotation, molecular function: glycogen binding; protein phosphatase 1 binding. The transcript has a single exon. The record is from RefSeq and is a predicted model, not a curated record. The coding region runs from base 599 to 1522 and encodes 307 amino acids.
UAAGAAAACUGAGACUUAUGUUAGGAGGCUGUUCAUGAUAAAUGUAAUUAAUUAUUAAUUAUUAUUAUGAAUGAGCCGAACCGUCCUCACACAGAACAUGCCAACAUUCAAUAAAAUGUGAUAAAAGACAGUUAUUUUUGCAUUUUCUGUCAGCAUUUGGGUCUCUCGUGUAGUCGUGUUACAAUUUGAAAAGAAGGAAGUUACUGGCUUGUGAAGGAGGAAACCAUAUUGGUAAAUUGCAACGUUCACUUCUGCACGUAGAGCAACAGACGUCACGCAGGCUCACGUCACGAGAGAGAACCCCACAUGAUGUGAGGGACGCUGCCGAUGGGAAAGUAUUCUCUUUUUUUGUGAAGCGAUGGCAUAUAUUCUUCACAACCUUAAAAUACAAGAUCUGCAAUAGUUAGACUCGCUCUUUGUUGGUGCACGCAUAGCCACGGCUUGGUUUAUUGGUCCAGAGCUGCACAGUGUCGACCUCUGACGCAGCCGGAGCACCUAUCCGCGAGGGGGACACUGACACCUGACGGCUCCAUCUCUCCACGCCGGUCUUUUUCAUCACGACCACUUCGGAUCUGCAGUGCAUAUUCUGCUGUGUUUUAUGGAAGCGGACUCUCUGCAUCCUGUCGUGGUCAUGCUGCCCCCAAAGAACUGCCUUCCCAGGAACUACAGCUGCAUAGCCGGACUGUUCGGAAGCCUGGCAGCGGCAAACCCGAGGCUUGAUGAUGGGGAAGAUUUUGACAUGAUCAACGAUAACUGUGUACCUACCGAUAGCCCCGUGGUGGAGGAGAGACCCCGGGGAAGAGAGAUCUGCCUGAAGCCUCCACAGAGUCCAAAUCUGCGUCGGAGAUGCAAGUCUCUGCCCACACCCACAGAGAGGGCCAAGUUAGAGAUCUCCCGCAGCAGGAGUCCAACCAGUCAGAAAAGGGUUCGGUUCGCCGACUCCCUGGGCUUGGAGCUCAUUUCAGUCAAGCAUUUCGAUGAUACAGAUGAGCCAAAUGUGCCUGAGCGCAUUUUGGCCAAAUUACCCAAAGGACACCUACACCUUACUCAUUUGGACACACAGUUCCCACGUACUCCUGCGCAGCCUGUAUUCAUGGAGUUGCAAUUCACCAACCCAGGCACACUACCCGAGUUUGAGCUGAGAGUGAGGGAGGUGAAAGUCUUGUUAGAGACAGUGGAGGCAGAUGAAUACAACCUUUCCGGGGUUGUGCGCGUGUUAAACAUGGCGUUUGAAAAGAGCGUCUCUCUGCGGUAUUCCCUUAACAACUGGAUAACAUUUAUGGACAGCCUGGCUUCCUACGUACCAAACUCAACCAACGGUGACACCGAUAAGUUCCGUUUCAAGAUCGUCAUGCCUACUUACCUUGACAACGGAGGCACGUUUCAGUUUGCAAUUAAAUACUGCGUCGGAGGGCAAGAGUUCUGGGACAAUAAUAAUGGGAACAACUACAAAGUGAGGCGUCACCGACUCAAGAUGUCCCCGCCGCGAGAAUGGGAGAAUGGAUGGAUUCAUUUUAUUUGAGCUUUGUCGUCUUAAGUGGCACACUGCGUGCGUAAUUUGCGCGUAACUGAUCCCUGGAAACCUUAAGUAUGAAAAAAAAAACAUGUCACAUGCUGUGACACUCACAAUUCUACCACAAUAAUUCAAAUAUUUGUCCCGCUGCGUUAACAGAUCGAGUGGCGAAUAUACAGCAUAAGCCUUUGAUAGGUGCCUGGUUAGGGAUGCUCUUUGAUAAUUUGCCUUGAUGUCAGGGCUCUCUGUACAGCUUGGUGCCCUUUGGGAGGGCAUGUUCACGUUAUGUAAUAUAGAAACACGUGCCACGGAAAAACGUGCCAGGCAAUGCCGACUAUAGGCAUCACAGUCCCUGUUAGGUGAAGCUGUUAAAUGGUCGGGGGCACGGAGCUGUUUGAAUUAGUUUGCUUUGCAUGCGUGCGUGCGUGCAUUCAUAUUGGCUUGAUGGGAAGCAGAAAGCAUGGCAUCUUGGCUAAUAUGGAUGCCAAGAUAACCUAGUGCAUAUUCAUCCAGCAUUCUCCUGCAGGCUGGGAGAAACACCCACAUUGUCUUAUUUGACAGACAGAAAGAAGUGGCAGGUUGUGUUAUUAAAACAUUCAAUGUAUGAUUUCCCACUGUCAUGCCAUGGAAAAAUGCCUUAUUUUAAGCCAUGAUUUGGGAAGUUGUGCAUUGAAUAUUGUACAGUAUUCUCUUCAUCAGGCUUGAAAGCAUUAGAUUACAUUUUAAAUAAGGCCCUUUAGGUACUGGGAAUCAGUCAGUGUCCAUAGGCUUUCAAUCCAGGGACACCAUACUUAGUCAUAAACCAGCAGCAUCUAUCCCACACCCAUUUUACAUUUUUGCUGAAUAAUUGUUUUUGCUAAAUUCGAAAAUCAAGAAACCCUUACCAAAGUUCAAGACUAUGAAAACGUUUUCUUUAAUGAUUAAACCAUUAAGCAUAUUCCAUCAAAUCAUAAACGCUGUGUUUAUAAAGGGUGAAUUUCAGUUAUCCCAUGCUGUACUGUGAUCAGAAUUAACAACUUGAGUGUGGUUUUUGUACCACCAAAGAAAAUACAUUUAGUAGCAAUGGUUGCAAAGUAAAAUUUACCUCAUUACUAGCAAACCUUUUCUCUUCUAUUUCAGGUAGACCGUUUUAAAACAGAUGUUAUUUUCACAGGAAUUAUUUUACAAUGGAUACAUUGAAUCAGAAAAGAAUUAUUGCAAAUGUGCUGAAUCAAAACACAAUGUGUAAUCAUUUUUAAUGUUCUUUAUUCAUGUGUAACUCUGUUUUCUUAGAGCACUGUUGUUUAUAGACAAAGUAGCUAUUUCACGGAUGACUGUAUUUACAGGGCUUUAAAGGUACACGAUAAUAUCCUCAUUCGCCACUGUGCAAGAAUAGAGCUGCUCCUUAAACAUUUUGAACCUCCUGAGCCUGAUAUAUCCAUCCUUAGUUGGCAAACUGUAAUCAAAUUACUUCAUUUCCAAACCAUAUGCACAGAUUGAUGUUAAACAACUAGUCUGAUAUCUCCAUACAACAGCAGUCAUACGUUUUUUUUUAUCGGGUAAUCUUCCAAAUUUUCUUCCGACCAUUUCUGAUAAUGUACUCUGUGGCAAACAGGCUAUAAUAUGUCAUAGUCAUAUACUUUGAUUUGAAAAUGUCAAUAUUCAUCAUGCUGAUUUUGAGGUGUAUGAUAUUAUUUAUGUUUUUAGUGUAGAAACUUGAUUUCAGUUCAGCAAGAGAAACAACAGACGGGAUGCUUUUAAUUCCAGUGCUCUGACUUUAAUCUGAACAACACUUCUGUGUCCUGUGUUUACAUCAUCUUGGCAUCAGAGGGAAGCUUUCCUUCAAUGAGGCCAUCAUGUUGGGAUGGGGAUAAAGACUCUUCCUGUAACCACUUCGUUUUUGGAGCAGUUCCACUGUGUUUCCAUCAGUAUUGUUUGUCUAUAAAUCCAACACGGUUUCUGAAGCUAUACCUGUUGUUAGAAUCGUUUUGCCAAAGUGAGAGGUGGCCAGCACUGAGUUCAUAUUUGCUUUCUCUACUUUUAUCACAUCUAGACCUGCUUUUUUUAUUUUUUAUUUUUUUAUUUCAAUACACUGCCACGGCAGAGCUUACUGUGUGCUAUGUUUUUAAAUCAGUCGGUAUUUGCAUAUUGUCUGCUUUGGCCUGUGUAAACUUUGUUCAAGCCUUGAUGCUGUGCAACACCAGAAAGCAUUAACUAUCCAGUCUGACGUGGGUACUGAGAUGCAUCAAUACCAAUUAAUCACUGCCAAAACAGAUUGUGUUUUUUAGGUUUUAACAUUGGGUUUUAACAAGUCCUAACAAUAUUUGCUCGGUCAAUUAGUUUGAGAUUACUUGACAUAAAUGACUGUCGGAAUAUGAUCCUUUCUCCAUUUUUCCUCCCAUGUGACUCUCUGGUUAAAGUUUCCAAAAGUUUGGAAACUGUAAGAUAGCAGUGUCCAGUUUUAGGCUGGUUACAACAACACUGCUGUUGUUAUUGGUGCAUCCCUACCAUAAAGAAAACGAAGGGCUUCUGGUCUAAUUAGAUUUUCACCUCAACGUAACAUUUUGCAUCCGAUCUCACUGAUAUUUAAAUAUGUAUGUAAAUGUGUUAAUGUUUCAUAUUGAAUGUCUUCCUGUUACUAUUCUAUGUUGUGUGUAUUUUGAAGCAUUAUGAAAGCAGUAUUGAGGGAAGCGAGAGGUAAAAGUCUGUGAAGUUGGAAAAUAAUAUACUGUAUGUGCCCAACCAAAUUCCCAAAGCACACUUACUAUUAGAUUUAAUUAUCAAACCUUUAUUAAAUAUAAGUUAAAAUAAGGCUGCUUGUAAUAUUGGUUAUACCAAUCGCUGCAAUAAUUUGUCUCAAAAGAACGUUGUGAUAUAUCAGAAAGGUAUUGCAGAAUUUCCCUAAAAUAGGUACCAAAAUGUGAGCAGUGUAUCUGAAUGAAAUGAGAACUUCGGAAACCCAUGUGCACAAAUAUGGGUGUGCAAUGCCUUAUUAAAAAGUUUACUAAGAGACAUGAAGCAAGAUGGAAGAAUGCAAGUGCUUGUUUGUCGAGAAAUAAUGUGAUUUCUAAUGGGUGGAAACAUGUGCACUGUAGACAUGACAAAGGGACAAAUAUGUGCAAGAAAGGGAAAGCAAGAUGCACUUUGAUAGUAGAUAAGUUUUGGCAUGAAUGACGUAUGAUUGUAGCUGACACUGUGCAGACUUUGUCGAAGCAGGUCCAAUGCACAAGUGGGAACAAGGAAAGGAUUACGUCACUGUACAUUGUAAAUGACAUAUUCUCCUGUGCAUAGCUACUAACCAAGAUGUUUUUCCAUUCUUCUGCUCUUUUCUCUCACUGUGAAAAGCCUCAAUCACGUCUGUUUUAUGUAUAGCCAUUGUAUGACAUAGAAUUUAUUUCAGUGAGUUUUCUAAAUUUUGUGUAUUCUAUGCAACCGCUUCUGUUUGUAACACCUCAGUCAUCGGACUGUGUUAAUCUAUAUUGUGAGCUGUCUUUUAUUUUGUCUCUUGCAGUGAACUUUAUUAUUAACCAUGUUUGCAUGAACAACUGUGACAUACAUUUAUUUACAUUUAAUGCUUAGUUUUCUAAUGUAACCUAUAUUUUGUUAAAACAAUGGUUAAUAAAGACAUUUGUGAUGGAAACAAUUA